This is a messenger RNA of Xylaria bambusicola, 882 nucleotides long. RefSeq lists its product as uncharacterized. The transcript is spliced from 2 exons. The record is from RefSeq and is a predicted model, not a curated record. The coding region runs from base 1 to 882 and encodes 293 amino acids. NCBI's taxonomy places the organism in Eukaryota, Fungi, Ascomycota, Sordariomycetes, Xylariales, Xylariaceae.
AUGAGGCUCCUCACACGCUGGUCUCCAAACCAUGCAUCCCUCUAUAUACUUGCCCAGCUCAUCUUAGCCCUGUGCACCGCAUCCGCGCAAAUCAUCUCCGAUGACUCCAUCGUAUACACGACGCUCGCGGGCUGGCGCGACAUGCGCGCUUGCGCGCAGUGUCCAUUCAGGGGAAACGCUCACGACUGCCAUGGCGAAUUGGUGGACGUCGUAGUGGGAUGCCAGACGAACGCGUGCUUGUGUCGACCGAGCACGCUGGAGCAAGCCGUCGACUCCAUCGAUGAGCAAGUCCUUAGUUUGUGCUCCAAUUAUGAAGACCAGCGCACCGCGACGGAUUUCUUGUUGAGGUACUGCUCUGACCAUGGGUAUACGUCUGUGGCAACGGCGUCUGUUUCGCCAACAGGUGCGUGUCUUACCGCUGCCGCUGCCGCUGCUGCCACUGUCACUGUUACCGAGAUUGUUACGACGACGCAGACGGUUGUUCGGUCUGUUCGGUCUGAGACAUCGUCGCAUGAGACUCAGACAACGGCACAAAGUUCAGAAAGCCAACCCCCUGUUACAUCAGAGCUCUCGUCUUCUCAAAUCACGUCUACUCACAUCUCGCCUUCUCAGACGACAGUUACCAUCUCUCCCACCAUCACGCCAGCGUCAUCCACAAUCUCAAGUACUGAGGGUGCUGGGCCGACAGAUACGGCUAGUUCCGCGAAAGACUCAAGUGACGAUAAGCUGAAGACGACUGAUCUGAUCGGUAUCAUUGUUGGGAUACUCAGUCUGUUGAUCGCGAUAUUGACACUGUGCGUCUCCUGGAAGACGGGUCGUCCGAAACGGUUCUGGGAGGGAGUCGCCAGCCGGCGCCAUACCGUGCGUACUUAUGCAGCAUGA